UGCUCAGUUUACCGGUGUCUGACUGGUGUGGUGGAGAUCCAUGAGGACUAAGUGUUCCUAUCACGCAGCGGUUGAACGGACGUCUUCUCUGAGCUCAUUCGUGCCGAAAUGUUGUGUUUAAGCGGGCUGUCGGUGGCUCUCGCGCUCGCUCUUUUGUCAGGUCCUUCUGAAGCCCUGAAAGAAGGAGAAUGUGAAGUGUGUGUCACCUUUCUGGGGAAGUUUUAUCAGUCGCUGAAGGACAGCAACACAAACUUCAACAACGGCGACAUCGAGACGGCGCUCUUAAAGACCUGCAAGGAUGCCAAAGGAAAAGAAAACCGCUUUUGUUAUUACAUCGGAGCAACGAGUGAUGCAGCCACCAAAAUAACCAACGAGGUGUCCAAACCACUAAGCUACCACGUUCCAGUGGAGAAGAUCUGUGAGAAACUCAAGAAGAAGGACACUCAGAUCUGUGAGCUGAGAUAUGACAAACAGCUGGACCUGACCACCGUGGACCUGAAGAAGCUCAAAGUGAAAGACCUGAAGAAGAUCCUGGAGGAGUGGGGAGAGUCCUGCAAAGGCUGCGCUGAAAAGUCCGACUUCAUCCGCAAAAUCACUGAGCUCAUGCCCAAGUACGCCCCCGCAGCUGCCAAAGCACGGACAGAUCUGUAACCAUAGAAACACGAGGGGGGGGGGGGCAGGCAGGCAAACGCAUCUUCGGACUUGACUUGAAAAAGACUGUGAUCCCACGAGACAGAGAAAGAGAGGGAGGAAGGAAGGAAACCAGGAGUUCUGUCUGACAUGUUUGUCUCAGUCUUGUGUGGAUGUUUGUACACAAGGCUGAGAGGAAUAAACCCCAGAGGACAGAAAGCAGCUCGUCUGCUGCUGCUGCUUCACUCAACACGUUUAACAGUAAAUUUCCACGUCAGUCUUCAAAAUCUGGGAAAGCUGGACCUCACAGCUGCAUCGGGAUGAGAGGUGAGGGAGGAUUAAACUCGGGAGAAACGAUGCAAAGUGCAUAUGCGCUGAGACUUUACAGAAUAAUUCAACAUGAUUGGAAAUGUGGUAAAAUCUUAAGUAUGAAGCUAGAGCAAAAAUAAACCUGCUGGCCUGUUGGCGCCUGAGAGGCUCAGCUGUUUAAUAUUAUCAAUAAAAACAUCCAUCAGACACCAAACAGUCAAACUGUAUUCAUGUAAAACUGCCUUCUCCACCUUUUUACUUCCACUCUGUCCCAAAAUCCAGCCAAACUGACGAUUAAAUCUUCUGUCACAGCUUACUUUUUUCUUUAUUUAUGAAGCAUCAACCAAAGUAUCUGCUGUCAUAGAAACGGUUCUUGGAUAAAAACAGUAACACUCGCCAGCCUGAAGUGGUUCUUCUAACUGGUUUGGUUUUGGAUCCAGAUCGGACUCACUGUUGCCUUCAGGGUCCGGGGAAAACAGAGCCCUGCAGCACGUCCUGCUUUAGCUCUGAUAGUUGUCCUCCUGUCCUCUGAUCGGCCCAUAAAGCAAUCAAAUGAGAUGUGUGAAACUUUCUGUAAAACGGCAGGAAAACCACUUUUCUUUAGAAGAACGUCUCUGCCGGCAUGCUGCUCUGAAUGAAACUGGAUCUCUGUUUUUAAAUGUUGAUCACAAAACCUCCAAAUAUUCAGUUCACGUUUAUGUCGGAGAAAACGUUUUUCUCCUCUUAGAUGCUGAGUUCUGCAGGUUUUCAACACUGAGUUUUGCUGAAAAAUCAUCUAUGUAAGUGAUCAGUCGUUAAAAAUCCCAUUUGUUGUAAUCGACACAAAGCUGAAGGCCUGAAAACGGAUUUUGUCUGCAGAUUCAGAGCCAGUAAAAGAAGCUGAAAUCUAGUUUUGCACAAAAAUAAAGUGGAUGCAGAGAUGUGAGGAUGACUUCGUGAGCAUUUUGGCUUUUCUUUGCAAAUUAUUUAUUGAAGUUUUCAUUUUCUUUUAAAGAAACUUUGAAUUGAUUUUUUUUUUUUUCUUUUCUGGCUAUUAACUUCUUAAACUCCAGCUCAGUUCUCCUGCUUCCUUCCUGAAAUUUCAGAUAAACAGUUUGGUGGGAAACAAACGCAUCAUGUUGUGAAGGGUGAAUGUUGGGCGAACCUCUCCUUUGGACUCGUGUGUCUCUGAGAAGAUGCACAUUUCACUGAUGUAAACUAGAGAAACGUUUCACAAGACCUGAUGUUGGGAAGUGGAAACAUAAAUAUGCUGAUGUCCCGCUGACUUGUGAAAGCAUUUGUUACAGCUUACUGUUGUACUUUUUCAUUAAAAUUUGGAAAACUG
Messenger RNA from Melanotaenia boesemani (Boeseman's rainbowfish), 2263 nucleotides. It is a transcript of the gene manf, whose product is annotated as mesencephalic astrocyte-derived neurotrophic factor. The coding region runs from base 109 to 651 and encodes 180 amino acids. The record is from RefSeq and is a predicted model, not a curated record. NCBI's taxonomy places the organism in Eukaryota, Metazoa, Chordata, Actinopteri, Atheriniformes, Melanotaeniidae. Gene Ontology annotation, biological process: neuron projection development; dopaminergic neuron differentiation. The transcript has 4 exons. Gene Ontology annotation, cellular component: endoplasmic reticulum.